GGGGGUGCAGGUGCAGUCAGUUCCACCGCAGCUAGAGCUCCGAGUGGCCGUCUAAAAGCGGAGCUCGGGGGUGCGGUCGGCUUCACCGCAGUGUUCUCCGGCCGGGUGUCUCGCCGCAGCCUCGGGAGGGGAGACGGACCUCUCCUCCUUCUGUCAGAGACAUGUCUGCGGCAGCUCAGCCACCCACCGAAGGGGCAGAAGGGGCUGCCCCAGGUGGGGGUCCCCCUGGCCCUCCUCCUAAUUUGACCAGUAACAGACGACUACAGCAGACCCAGGCACAAGUGGAGGAGGUGGUGGACAUCAUGCGUGUAAAUGUGGACAAGGUCCUGGAGAGGGACCAGAAGCUGUCAGAGCUGGAUGACAGAGCCGACGCUUUGCAGGCGGGCGCAUCACAAUUUGAGAGCAGCGCUGCCAAGCUAAAGAGGAAGUAUUGGUGGAAAAACUGCAAGAUGAUGAUCAUGCUGGGAGCCAUCUGUGCCAUCAUCGUGGUAGUUAUUGUAAUCUACUUUUUUGCUUGAGAAUGUGCCACCCCUUCCCUGUUCUCCAUUGCCAUCCAAACUCAUGCCCUGUCCUGCUGUUUCUCCCCAGAACUUCCCCGUCUGCCUUCCCCCAUCCCAGCCCUGCUUCUCCAUCGCCCACUCCUCCCCUUGUGUUGCUUUCAUUUGCACUCUGUCCUGCGACACUGGAAAUGCUGCUUGUGGUGCAGUCUUGAAUUAACUACCCGAAGAACAACAGCUGGCACCUCCUUCCUACCCUCUCAUGUUCUCUCAGGUUCCCCCAAAGACAAAAGGAGUUGGAGGCCAAGGGAUGGGGAAAGGGGCGUAGCUGAGGUGACAUGCUCAAGAAGGGGCCAAGACUGGGACGAGGAGAAGAGUGUUGUGCCCAUGGUGUUGCCAGAAAAGGCCAGGCUGCUGGCCGGAGGAGGCUGGGAGCAGCUGGGAGGAUGCCCCCUCACCUCUCCUGUGCCAGGCCUGCAAAGGAGCCUGGGCCAGGCCCAAAGUCCAGCUUGGUCCUGGUGCAGGACUCUUUUAGAAAGUCAAACCUGUUUUUCACAGUUAUUUCCCAUCUGUUAGUCCAAGAUCUUCUAUGUCUUCAGGGAUCUUACAACCUUUUACUUUGUCCUCCAGAGACCUGGAGAACACGUAUUAAUAGCGAAAAUAUCAGGACUCUCGUUCCCAUCCUAGAAACAGUCCCACAAGCUCAUACCUGGAAGGGGCUCUUGUCCACGUUUUCUACAGCAUUCUGUAUUGCUCGUGAAGGCAUCAAAUAAUUUCAUUUAGCCAAAGUUUGAGCCUCUCAAUUUUAGUUACUGGCAUAGAUAAUGAGAGAAUGCCCAUCAGUUAUAGAGAAACAGCGAGUCAAGGGUCUAAUCUGAAAAUACCAAGCUUGGAGGAAGCCACUUCUCACCCUCUUGUUACAAGCGUCCUGUACCUCCCUUGCUGUUGAUGGAGGAGGAUGAGAUGUCGGAGGGUAGGAGCCCUGGACCCUCUGGGAGCCCUUCCCCCGACGCCACCCCCGUGUACUUGCCAAAGGCAGGGCUGAGGAGAGAGGCCCUUCCUGAGGCCCGGCUGCUCCUGAGUGUUGGGAGUCUGGUGCCCCCGCCAGCCUUGGGGCGGAGGUGGAGCCGUCAGCAGACGGGCCUGCUUGUUGACUGCUGUGCCACCACGGCGCCUUCUCAUCUGGAGCGGCCUCUCUGUUCUUCCAGCAGUAUGUUCCCCUUCCAAAGCACCCCUGAAUUCCCUUUGCCUUCCUCCUCUUUGCAUGGUUUGUGGCACAGACAGUGGGACCUGGGGAUGGAGCUGCUCAGCCUGUCUUGGGGGCCAGUGCUGGGCUUCAGGAAAGGGCACUCAGUGGGACAGACCCCGGUGAGAGGGGAGGAGGGCCGGCUGGGAACAGAACGGGGACCACCCCACGUCCCUUCGUUCCUUCCAUCCACCAGUCCACCAGCAGGAGGAGGCUGGGCCAGGCUCGCUUUCCACGCAGCAGCAUUUCGUUCCGCAAAACCAUCCUUCCUCUCCCUUCGCCCUGUUCCCACAUUCCCUUCGUCCUGCCCCAGGGCGGGAUGGAAGAGCUGGACGAAGGCAGUCUGUGUACCCUCCUAACGGCCAGAGGCCCCUCGAAGGCCUCCACCCUCCUCUGGGCUCCCCUUGCCUAAUGCAGGGGGUCACCGCUGGAGAAGAACCACCACUGUCCUCGAUGUGUCCCAAGCCUGGAGCAAAUCCGCCCUCUUGGCCCGCCCCAUCACAGGAAUCACUUCUGCGUUUCUGUGCCAUCUGUCCCAGGUGUAGUUGGCUUUGUUCUUCUGGGGACGUUAGCCCUUCUACUCUCUUUCUCACCCUGCCCUGUACCCCCCUCUUCUGUGUCUUUGCCGCCCCCCUUCCCUCUCACCACCCAUGUGCAUGAGCAAAUAUGCAACUAAGCCUGGGGCUUGGCAGUCACGCGAGGCCGAGUCUCCUCGGCCCCUCUUGGGUUUGCCGUGGGACGAUGUGGCGUCCCCACUGUGUGUCUGUCAUCACCUCUCUGUCUUUUUUUCUAACCCCACUCUCCUACUUGUACAGAAAUAACAGCUGUACUUCCACCAAAGGCAUGUGGCGUAUUUACCAAUUUCCUGUAUUCUGAACAAAGGCAAAACAAAAAUACAACUUCCUACCACUAAA
Delphinapterus leucas (beluga whale) is the source of this 2657-nucleotide messenger RNA. It is a transcript of the gene VAMP1, whose product is annotated as vesicle associated membrane protein 1. Gene Ontology annotation, cellular component: membrane. Lineage: Eukaryota; Metazoa; Chordata; Mammalia; Artiodactyla; Monodontidae. The record is from RefSeq and is a predicted model, not a curated record. Gene Ontology annotation, biological process: vesicle-mediated transport.